CUGGCUGGGUGCCCUCUUUUCUCCUUGGUUGCCCUUCCCGCUUUGAUCUCUUGCCUUUCACGCCUCGAUCACUUUUCUUGUUCCCGGAUCCUCCAGCCUCUCCUUCUUUCCCUCCUUCUUUCCUAGCUGCCUUUGAUUGCUUCCUCCCUCUCCUCUCGGUCUUUGUUUCAGUUGCUCUCUGUGUGGCUCCUCUUUUAGUCCCCCAGUUUCUCUCUUGCCCAUCUCUCUCUGUCCUCCCUCUCCCCUGCUGCCACUCCUCCCUGGGGUGGGAGAAAGGGAUCCCACCAAGGGCUGCCCGAGGAUCACUCCCCCCAACUCCAUCUCCAGCUUGCCCAGGGCUUGGGGUGGGGGCAGGAUCAGGAAAAGGCCCAGGGUACUCUAGGAGCAGAAAAUUCUCCCCUGGGCCAGGUGCCAUCCUGAAAAAGUAGAGGAAGGGAAAGGAGAAGCUUGUGGCUCUUUCCUGUAGGGUGAUGAUAACGUCAUUGUUGGCUAUUGACAGUCACAAGCUUAGUGCCAGGGUUGCCCUAUGUGCUCAGUAAAUGUUGGAAUGAAUUACCAGGCAGAGAGGGAGCCAGCCCUGCACAAGAUUGGCCUUUAUCAGAAUAUCAAGCAUUCCCAUACGUCAGCACUGAAGAUAUCUCCGGUUGUGAUGCUGAAUGUAGGGGGUGACUUCUACACUACCAACGUGAACACCCUGAGAAAGCUCCCGGGCUCAAAACUGGCAGAGAUGUUCUCCAGCUCAGCCAAGGUCUGCACAGAUGCCGAGGGCCGCUUCUUCAUCGAUCGCCCUGGCACCUAUUUCGGACCCAUCCUGGACUUCCUGCGCAGCGGGCAGCUGCCCACACAGCACAUCCCGGAGGUGUACAGGGAGGCUCAGUUCUACGAUAUCAAGCCUUUGAUCAAGCUGCUGGAGGACACACCGCAGCUCUUCGGCGAGCAGGUGGCUCGGAAGCAAUUCUUGCUGCGGGUGCCGGGCUACAGCGAGAACCUAGAGCUCAUGGUGCGCCUUGCUCGCGCGGAGGCGGUGGCUGCGCGGAGGUCUGGCGUGCUGGUGUGUGCGGUACGCACCGAGGAGGAUGCGGCGCACUGCGCCGACACCCUGCGUACCCUGGAGGCUGACAAGACGUCGGUGGUCAAGUUCGGGCCUUGGAAGGCAUCUCCCGACAUCAGGGACCUCCUGGACUGCGUGAAAAUGGACAUUGAGGCCCAAGGGUAUCAGGUAUCCUAUGAGCGCUACUCAGAGAAGUCAUUUCGGGCUAAGGUCGCCAAUUAUUUCUAUAUAUUCCUCUUCACCUGGUGGUAAUCCCCACGGGCAGAGGGUGGUGUGUGUGCAUGUGCUUAUUAUGGGCUCUGAUGGGGUUUGUGAAAUUAAAAGUUGUCAUCAAAAGCCAUCUUCCUUUAACUAUAAUAACAAAUGUCCAAAGUUGGUCCUCUACAAGACUUGCCCACAAAUAUCUCCCCCUUGAUGACUUUCCAUUCAUUGCAAUUGAACCUACUGUACUUGCCUAGCUAGGUGCAGCUGCUCUCUCUUCAAAGACUCAUACCUGCCAGUCCCUUCCCUCAAAUUAGAAAGCUAGGCUGAGAUAAUUUAGAAUGUUUCAGCAAUGCUUUGGCAGAAUCUGGGGGUUAACAGGAAAAUAACACAGGAUACCAUGAAUUUAGAUAAUCUGAUCUAAAAAUGUAGUCUACUCAGCCUCAAUUUAUGGUCCAGUGGAGCGAGCUCCUGAUGUGCACCUUAAUGAGGAAGAGGCCAAAUUAGCACCUGUAGUCUAUGCUGCCCAGAGCCCCUUUACCAGAUGCUGUGAAUGUUGGCCACUAAAUCCUCACAGCUGGUCCCUUCUCUACAGCAAUGGUUAUCAAAGCAUGGUCCUUGGUCCAGCAGCAGUAGCAGCACCUGGCAAGUCUUUUGAAAUACAAAUUCUCGGGCCUGAUUUUCAGACCUUUGAAUCAGAAACUCUGAAGGUGGGCCCAGCAGUCUGUUUUAACAAGCCCUCUGGGUGAUUCUGAUACACUCUAACCUUGAGUCUGUUUGCUCUAGAAGAGAACUGCCCUCAGCCACCAAGAGAUACCUUGCUUGUAUGGAGGUACAAAAGACUGACCCUUCAGGGAGGACCCAACUCUGGUGCAAUAAUUCCUGUCCUGAAGCUCCUUUGGGGGAUCAGGCUGAAGUCAGUCUUCACCUGAGACCUUAUUGUUGCUUAACUUUCUUCCUCUGUUCUACUCUGCUUCCCUUACUCCCUUUCUCCUGAGAGCCCUCCCUCAGUAAACUACUUGCACAGCCUAAGACAAUGCCUAACUCUAAGAGGACACUUGGAGGCAGUCAUCCUCUUCAAAGUCCAAGUCUGCAGCAGAUGACGCCUUUCCCUGCCUAGUAGUGUGACCAAGCAUCCAGUUUCCUGUGACCCAGAACUUCCAAUACCAAAACUGACAAAGUCCCAGGUAAACUGAGAUGAGAUUGUCACCCUACUGCCUAUCCAAGCUUCCUUCUUUUUCCUUUCUGAGAAGACCCUUCUCCUGGAGACAGGUCCUGGAGAAAACCUUCCUCUCAGGAGAGACUGUAUUUACCCACAGGAACCUGGCUUUGCCUCCUAAUGGGCUAACCACUGUCUCUCUCUGAACUUUUCACAAGCCAUUUGAAUUUUCCUUUUCUGACACUUGUCCUCUUGCAACAUCUCUCUGGCAUGUUUCAACCAAGAUUCAAAAGCUUCUCCCUUGGACUUGGAGUCUGAAUCCUUGAGGAUACUAUGAGUUUUCUCUACCUUGCAGUUUCCUUAAAAGGCUACAGUCAUCUCUAAUGCUCAUAACAGCAAUUUAGCCCAUUCCCAAGGGGCUCCAGGUUUGGGUCUGCGGAGGUGCACCUGUAUCCUAGUGUUUUGGUUAUUUUUUUAAAAACAAAUUUCCCCUUGCUCUUGAGAAUAAUGUCCAGUUUCCAUGACAUGAAAAUUCUUUCCUGACUCUUCCUGUUGCUAGACUCUCAUGAAGUCUCAAUAAUAAAAAGUCUCUUUCAACUCUGUUAAGAAAUGUUUUCUGAGACCCUUAUCAAUCCCUCUUUAGUGGUUCAGGUUCUGUAAGGCAGCAUAUAGAACAGUGGUUCUCAACUUUGGCUGCACAUUAGAAUCACUUGGGGAGAUUGAAAACAUUUCAGUGUCUAGGCCAAACCCACACUGCACCUGAAACAAAUUAACCCAGAACCUCUAGGGGUGGGACUCAGUCAAGAGCAUUGUUUAAGGCUCCCCCAGAUGAUUCUACUGUGCAGUUAAGGUUGAAAACCUCUGAUGUAGGGUCUAUUAACUUGAGGCCAGUGCCAAGUCACUGGUAAACUCCGAACCAGAGAUCUCUCAGGACCAUGAUUUUCCUGGGGCUUACAUACGUACCAUCUAGUUAGACCUCAUUGGCAGGGGUGUUGUUUUAUCACUUGCUUGAGCAUGGAUACCCCAUGCUAAUACCAGGUACAAUAUUUAUCAACAGUUGGUUAAAGGCUUGGGGAUUAUAGAGACAGUAGUUCCCAAUUAGCUGCUAUAUGUGACUGUUCCCUGAGCAUAAGAACUUUGGUAUGUCGUAAAGGGGUCUUGGACUGAGAGGAGCAUUAUAGCUCCUUCCAGCAUCAGCAAGAGGCUACUUCCUUGACCAAUUACAGGGCUGUCUCCAUACCUAACAACACAAUGCUUCUCAGCCUGGCUAUAGGCUACUUCAUUGAUCAGUGAUAGAACUGCAUAGUCGUCUCAGAGUGGGCUUGGCAAUGUGACUUUGUCUGCCAAUGUGCCAAUGGAACAACAAAUGUGACACAAAUAGCUGCUUGAUAAACACUUACACACUGAUUGGAGCUUGCAUACGUCAAAUUCUGCUGCUGUCAUAAAAGAAAAUCAGGCUAUCCUGCUGAGAGGCUGUGCGAGGGGGACCAAGAUAUGUGAAUGAGUCCAUUUUGGACCAUCAAGGCCUAGUCAAGUUACCAGAUGACUCAGCCAAAUAAAAGAGUCAAAAACUGCCUGCCUGAGACCGGCCUGAAUUGCAGAAUCAUGAGUAAAUAGUAAUAUUUUAAGCCUCUAUAUUUUGGAAUUGUUCGUUGUUCAACAGUAGAUACACCCUCUUUAAGGGCUUUCCAAGAAGUCCCACUUGGUGAUAACUGUUUAUAUCUCAUUGACCAGAACUGGGACAUAUGGCCAUCCCUGUAUGCAACAAAGACUGGAAAAUAUAGUUGUUUUAAAGUUUUUUUUUCCUUUUAAAUUAAUAUUUAGUGCAAUUGUAAGUUUGCAAAAAAAAGUCAUGCAGAAAGUCCUGAGUUCCUGUAUACUGCUUCACUCACAAUUAUCCCUAUUAUUAACCUUUUGCAUUAGGGUGGUACACUUGUUACAACUGACGAGCCAAUAUUAUUACAGUUAAUAUUUUUAACUAAACUCCAUAAUCAUUACCAUCCAUUACCAAAACUUUUCCAUCAUACUAAACAGAAAUUCUGUACCAAUUAAGCAUUAAUUCCACCCCCACCCCUGUUCCUGGUA
Choloepus didactylus (southern two-toed sloth) is the source of this 4496-nucleotide messenger RNA. It is a transcript of the gene KCTD14, whose product is annotated as potassium channel tetramerization domain containing 14. The coding region runs from base 527 to 1303 and encodes 258 amino acids. The transcript has 2 exons. Gene Ontology annotation, biological process: protein homooligomerization. Gene Ontology annotation, molecular function: protein binding. The record is from RefSeq and is a predicted model, not a curated record. Lineage: Eukaryota; Metazoa; Chordata; Mammalia; Pilosa; Megalonychidae.